CUUGCAAAGAAUUAGGCAAUCAAUGUAUUCGAACACCGUGAAAUUGUAGAUUUAUAUUUGCUUUAACGAAUUUCAAAACAAAUUUUUAGUCGAAGAUAACAUGAAAUUAAUUAUUUUAGUGGCUAGCGUUUGUAUAAUAUCAUUAUGCUGCAUAUAUUACAUAUCAGGUGCAUCAUCUAUCAAUGUCGGGACGACAAUACCGCCAAAUGUCCAGAACAUUCUAAAAAAUACAAAUAUAAGUGAUGUAAAGCAAUUGCUUAAUGGAAGUCGUAGAAUAAUCAAUGGAAACGAAGCCAGAAAUACGAGGCCCUAUAUGGUUUAUUUGAAACUGCCAUCAAGUAAUCCAAAAUACAAAGACUUCAGGCGUUGGUUAUGUGGCGGUGUUAUCAUUCACGACGAAUAUAUCCUAACCUCAGCGGCUUGCAUAGAAGACGCCAAACAUUUCUAUGUUGUAUCUGGGACUUAUAGGUUUCACGAAGACAGUGAUCGAUAUAAUAACCCUUGUAUCAAAAAUGGGGCCAAGAAAGCUGUUUGGAAAUGUAUCCCACGAAACUAUGUAUUUGAUGGUCAUGAAAACGAUAAUAUUCGCUGGAUGAACAAUGAUAUAGCCAUCGUGAAAGUAGAAGACGAUUUCAAUUUCGAUAGACGAGUACGAGGAUGUGAUUAUACACCAAAACCUAUUUGCUAUAACAAUCAGAGCCAAAGGUUAGAAGAGCCAGGGACGAUGGCUUCCAUAGCAGGAUGGGGGAGCCUCGAUAAGUAUAAUGAUUGGGUAAACAAAAGAAGUGAUGUGCUAGACCAAGAUUUGAUGGAGACGGAUGUUAUGAUAGUUGCCAAGGACAGAUGCAAGAACCGUUGGGGACAUCGCUACCACAACAUCAUUGACAACUACAUGAUAUGCAGCAAAGAUAUCGUUCCAGAACUGAGUGAGAUUUGUCUGGAGAAAUAUGCUGACUGCACUGAUAUUAUGUAUUCGGAUGAUUAUUCAUCUAAAGACUCGAGGAGGUCUGAUUCAAAUUUAACAAUUGUACAUACUGCACACCACAAUGAUACCGAAUACAGACGGAGUUCAGCGGCCAGUGGUGGCUUUUGUGAAAAUGACCACGGUGGCCCGUUGGUAUAUGGAACUGGUGUCAAUUCCGUCGUGAUAGGGAUUAUAUCUGCUUGUCUUGUUAAAGAACGGACAAAUAAAUGUCACGGGCCUUUUCUUUAUACGAGUGUAUAUAAAAAUAAAGCAUUAAUCAACUGCGCUAUUUAUAAGGAUGUGAGAGGGGAUUGCUCAAAGCUUUUUAGAGCUAGUGAAACUCAUUACGAAGAAACAAUAAGUUGGGCUGAUCAUCCCGAUGGUCCAGCCAAAAAUGAAAUUGCAAAGAUGAGGAGAAAUGAUAAUAAUGAAACUACAAGCACUGCAGCUAAUGUCACGAUUUCUACACCGUUUGAUACCAUCAUCAAACAUAGAGGGGUUGUUCUGAGAGCUUCGGAAGACCGCGAUGUAGUUUUAAAUGGUAGUACAAUUAAAGUAUAACACAAUAGAGUAUUUCAAUUUUUA
Leptidea sinapis is the source of this 1549-nucleotide messenger RNA. RefSeq lists its product as uncharacterized. Bases 101 to 1525 code for a protein of 474 amino acids. Gene Ontology annotation, molecular function: serine-type endopeptidase activity. The record is from RefSeq and is a predicted model, not a curated record. NCBI's taxonomy places the organism in Eukaryota, Metazoa, Arthropoda, Insecta, Lepidoptera, Pieridae. The transcript has 10 exons. Gene Ontology annotation, biological process: proteolysis.